AUUCUUAUUAGUGUCUGCAAAGACAUUAUUAUUAAUAAUAAUUUUAUAUAUUUACUAAAGCAUAUAAAUCAGCCUGUGACGCAUAAAGAUUGCGAGAUAAAAAUGAUGGCGCACUUCAAUUAUAAACUGACAUGACAGUGAAUAUUGGUGAUCACUUGACGACAACAUACACGCAAAGAUACAACGCAAUGUUGAAUUAAUUUUACGACAAAAUUAUUUAAAUAAUUGAGCCUACAAAACUUACGAAGUGGUGAUUAAUUAGUAGCUUUUCACGUGGUGAUUUAUUAAAUUGGUGAUUAAUUUUUUUUUCGUUACAAUAUUAGAAUAUUCGGAAGUGCCUGUUCCGACUACACGGACUGUGAAUAUUGCGAGGAUCGGAGACGACGAUACAAGAAACCCGGCAGCACACAAAAAUAUUGGUCCCCGAGUAUAACGAGCCACAGCUACUGCAGCGCCAUGAGUCGCGCGGAGGCCGAGCCCCUGCUGCAGGGCGCCGUCACGCCCACUUAUAGAGCUGUCAGUUCCGAAAGCAUCGAUUCUUUGGGUCCAGGAGAUCUAUCGUCCAAUGAAGUACUCACAACGUUCCAAAACACAUUUGAGAACACUUUCAAGCCAGAGAGAGUCAAGAAACAAAGUUCACUAGUCACUAUAUUCUCAGUAUGGAACACAAUAAUGGGCUCGUCCUUACUGACGAUGGCGUGGGGCGUGGAGCGCGCAGGGCUGCCAGCCGCGCUGCUACUGCUGGCGUUCAUGGCAGCCCUGUGCCUCUACACAGCUUACGUGCUGCUCAGGGUCAAUAAAUACCAUGGCAGUGCAAGCUGCGAGGUGCCGGCGUUAUGCCGCGAGUUGUUGGGUCGGUGGGCGGAGGUGGUGGCGCACGUGUUCAGCGUGCUCGUGCUGCUGGGCGCCAACAUCGUCUACUGGAUACUCAUCACCAACUUCCUCUACUUCACCGUCAAUUAUUUUAUUGAUCUCUCCUCGUCCAACGUGACGCAGUACAACACCUCCCUGCUGUGUCCCCGUCACGCGAACCAGUCCCUCCUACUGGUAGAACCGGAGGAGGACUCCCCCUACUGGGGACUCCACACCACGGUGCCAAUCUACGUCGCAAUAUUAGUGUUCCCGCUACUCAACUUCAAAGACGUAUCAUUCUUCACCAAGUUUAAUUCUUUAGGCACACUAUCAGUAGCCUACCUGCUGAUCUUCGUGCUAGUGAAGGGCUUCGCGUGGGGCAUCAACAUCGGGUCCAUGAUGACGGAGACGCACGCGCUGCGCAACGCGGCCGUGCUCAGCGGGAUGCUGGCUUUGUCCUUCUACAUACAUAACAUCAUCAUCACUAUAAUGGGCAACAAUGCCAGGCAGGAGAAUAAUGGUAGAGACCUGACGAUAGCGUUUCUGCUGGUGACGAUCACGUACACGCUGGUGGGAGCCGUGUUCUACAUCUGCUUCCCGCUCGCCAAGUCCUGCAUCGAAGAUAAUUUGUUGAAUAACUUCGAGAUGCACGACGUGAUGACUGCACUGGCUAGAAUAUUACUGCUGUUUCAAGUAAUCACAGUAUACCCGCUGGUAGCGUUCAUGCUCCGCACGGAGGCGAUCCUGCUGCUGCCGUUCGAGAAGUCGCGGCUGCUGACCGUCGCCAUCAACCUGGCCAUCAUGGCGCUCUGCAUCCUCGUCGCCUGCUUCUGUCCCAGCAUUGGGACUAUUAUCAGAUACACAGGCGCAGUGAGCGGUCUAGUCCACAUCUUCGCGCUCCCCUCCCUCCUUCAGAUCCGGUCCCUGCAGCUGCGGGGCAAGCUGACCUGGUGGAAGACUGUCUUCUACUGCGCUAUCCUAGUCUUCGGAGCCGUCAACCUACUCAUGCAGUUCUUCAUCAACGAAUAAUAUUGACUCACGGAUCUCUGAAUUGAUCUUAAUUUUUUGACAGGAACUUUCAUACAAUAUGUAUGUGAAAAGUUCUGAAAUUAAUAAUGUUGUCCACUAAAGAGUGCAUAUAAAUUGCUUGACUGACUACAUGCAAACGUGCAAAAAUAGUCUCUAUUGACAAGGUUUAAAGUUCCAUAUCAAACUGUGGUGCUGAAUAAACUGCAAGUACCUAAUUUAUAGUAUCUAGAUAAAAAAAAUCCCAGUUAAACGAAUUAGGGAUUUGAAAUAAGUCGGGAGAUAAAUAUUUAUCUUACUAUAGUAAUUCAUACAAAGUAUUGUAAUUGACAGUCGAAAGAAAGUUGUUAAAAAAAUCCUCAAUUGUGAAUAAACUAUUUUUGACCACGUGAAUGAAAUUGACGAACCCGCAUUGAGCAAGUGCGGUGAUUAAUGCUCAAACCUUCUCCGUGUGAGAAGAGGCCUUUGGUCAGCAGUGGCCACUUUUAGGCUGAUGAUGUGAAUAAAGCACCUAGUAUCUAACAAAUAAAUCUCAGUGUUUAAAAUAUAAUUUGUAACGCAUAUUAAAGAUGUAUCGAGCUAAUUAUUAAUAGUAUAAGUAAGUAAAUAAUAGUAAAUAAUAAUUACAAUUAUGUAUACCAAAGUAAAACUAUCUAGUCAUAUGUUAUGUUAUGUUAUUAAAAUAAAUAAAACUUGUAACAUAGGUAAACAACAUUUUAUUUUUAAAUACAAAUGUAAUAAUUUAUAAUUAACAAUAAAAACUUUUUGAAUACAAUCUUCAAA
Spodoptera frugiperda (fall armyworm) is the source of this 2661-nucleotide messenger RNA. RefSeq names its product sodium-coupled neutral amino acid transporter 9 homolog. Gene Ontology annotation, biological process: amino acid transmembrane transport. The transcript has 12 exons. Lineage: Eukaryota; Metazoa; Arthropoda; Insecta; Lepidoptera; Noctuidae. The coding region runs from base 457 to 1881 and encodes 474 amino acids. The record is from RefSeq and is a predicted model, not a curated record. Gene Ontology annotation, molecular function: amino acid transmembrane transporter activity.